This is a messenger RNA of Fusarium venenatum, 2025 nucleotides long. RefSeq lists its product as uncharacterized. Gene Ontology annotation, biological process: DNA-templated transcription; regulation of DNA-templated transcription. Gene Ontology annotation, molecular function: DNA-binding transcription factor activity, RNA polymerase II-specific; DNA binding; zinc ion binding. Lineage: Eukaryota; Fungi; Ascomycota; Sordariomycetes; Hypocreales; Nectriaceae. The record is from RefSeq and is a predicted model, not a curated record.
AUGGCAAUAUCAUCAACAUCAUCAUCGCCAUCAGUCAAACCGACUGGGAUAGUGACUCUUGCUUGCACCGUCUGCAGAAAACAGCACCUCAAAUGUGAUGCGGGGAAACCAUCUUGUUCACGAUGCACAGAGACAGAUCAGGUUUGCUUCUACGAGCCGUCGCGACGCGGCGGACGAAGAAAGAAGCAUCGCUCUUCAAUGCUGGAGACGCAGCCGAAAAGGCUCAUGAUGAGGUCUUCGCAGAGCGAGCAGCCAUCUACUAGUUUUGUAGAGUCUGUGAUUGUGAAUCCAAUUAGUUUGCCCAUCACACCAGUAUCUUCGUCGCAAGAGACUUUAACCUCGUCGGGAUUGACACAAGAUACUAUUGGUAACAAUGGAUUGCCGCAACUCACCCGGCGACAAACGCACCAAAGUUCAGUAUCGGAGAGUUCACAUAGCGAAAGACGCGCGAGCGAUCAUCAGACACAAGGUCCAGCUCCAGUACAGCAGCCUUCCAACGAUCCCGCCAUGGCAUUUUACCAUCACCUUGACCCUGGUCUGAUAUCGCAAGCGAUAGAGAGUACCAACUUGGGUAUCAAUACACAAGCACCCAUCCAGCCCUCAUCCGAUAACGACCGACUUCUUCGACUCUACUAUGAAAACUUUCACAAUGCGCAUCCGUUCCUGGUCCCCAGCUCUGUCUUCACCUCUCGAAACUACCCACCGUAUCUUCGACGCAUGGUAGAUUUCGCUGGAUCUCACUACGCUCCUUCAGGACCCAACGCGCAGCUACGAGCGGACGUCGCGACAGAUAUGCUAUCCAUGACGGAUAACUCAACAUGCAUGGUCCAAUCUCUUCUCAUCUACUCGAUUCUGCUCUUUUUUGGUGGUGAGCUCGAUGCAGCUAGUAAAACGUUCGAGCAGUGCACAAGAAUGGCUAUGGAUCUUGGUAUGCAUCUCAAUGACUUCGCCGCAGCCAGACAACUAGACAAUCCGAUUGAAGCCGAGAGUUUGAGAAGGACGUGGUGGGAGAUCUACGUUACGGAUAUACUCAUGGCCAUACCACCCAAAACAAUGAACCUUGGGUGCAGCAGUGUUCCUCCCAAAGUUUGCUUACCAUGCGAAGAGGCGUUUUACACGGGUCGUCUGGACAUCCCCCAGCCUCAUCAUGUUCUUGAGUUCAAACGACGGGUUCUUUCAACUGGUGAUGUAACGUUCUCGUCGUUUAGUUAUCGCAUCGAAGCAGCCACGAUCCUUGGUCGAGUUUUGUUGCUGAAUCAGUUGAAGAACAGCGGUCAUGACCAUUCGCAAUCCAUCGAGAAUGCUCUACUUAGCUGGUCGAAUCAUUUACCUCCCGGUAAACUGGAAAUUGUUGACUCGUAUGGGAAUAUCGACGAGAUGAUGUUUCAGGCACACAUGAUCAUUGCACUCGCCAGCAUGCUGUUACAUCUCCCCCGAAGCAAUCUGCACUCUCUUUUAGCAGACGUCAAAGAUCCAUUUCUACCAGUCGCACAGAACCACCCUCUUUCAUCAUCCACGACAUUAAUCCAGGGCAUAAAAGCAACGGAUGCAUCAAGACGUAUCUCAGAUUGCAUAUCGCUAUGCCCCAACGUCCCCAAACACACACCCUUCGUCAUCCCAGCUUUGGCACUCUGCGGCUUCAUCCAGCUCGCCACAACCCAAGGCCAUCCCGACGAAUGUUUUGAACACCACUACAACCGCGUCACUUUAGUACUAGGUUGUUUAAAAAGUGCAAGACGGAUAUGGCGCAUGGCGGAGUCCGAGUAUGACCGUCUUCGCUGCUGUGCCUCGGAGCUCAUCGCCGACGCUAUGGACAGGAUGAAUGCACUGCCUUUAUGUCAGACGCUCCCGAACAAUUCGCCGGCGAUGUCUGGUGCGGCUGAUCAGGGAGGGGAUUUAACUCUUGUAUCACCAGCGCGUGGGAACGUUGACUCAGCGAUGCCUCGGUUUGAUCCGUUAUUUUUGGAUCCUGUUUGUUAUGAUUACUCGUUGUUUAGCGCUUUGCCGGACUUUCAUAGCUCUUAG